AGAACAAAAAACCCCCUCAACUUCAAAGAGUCACAAAUCACCCUUAAUCAAAAAGGGUGCAGAAAUUUUUUUGGGCCCUCCCCGCCAUGAGCUCCUACGUAGCCAAUUCAUUCUAUAAGCAGAGCCCCAAUAUCCCUGCCUAUAACAUGCAAACUUGUGGGAACUAUGGAUCGGCCUCAGAGGUGCAGGCAUCCAGGUACUGCUACGGCGGAUUGGACUUAAGCAUCACUUUCCCACCGCCUGCGCCUUCCAACUCUCUCCACGGGGUAGACAUGGCGGCCAACCCCCGGGCUCACCCCGACCGCCCCGCCUGCAGCGCCGCAGCCGCUCCGGGACACGCUCUGGGCAGAGAUGAAGCGGCUCCUCUGAACCCCGGGAUGUACAGUCAGAAGGCAGCUCGCCCGGCGCUGGAGGAGCGUGCUAAGAGCAGUGGGAAGAUCAAAGAGGAGCAGGCGCAGACAGGGCAGCCCGCCGGACUGAGCCAGCCACCGGCCCCGCCACAGAUUUACCCGUGGAUGACCAAACUGCACAUGAGCCACGAGACGGACGGCAAGAGGUCCCGAACCAGUUACACGCGCUACCAGACUCUGGAACUCGAGAAAGAAUUCCACUUUAACCGCUACCUCACUCGCCGCAGGCGCAUCGAGAUCGCCAACAACUUGUGUCUCAAUGAGAGACAGAUCAAGAUCUGGUUCCAGAACCGCAGGAUGAAGUGGAAGAAAGAUUCUAAAAUGAAAAGCAAAGAGGCUCUUUAGAGGCAGCGGGGAGGCCCGCAGCAGAGAACACCCCGAGCGAGCCGGCUUAGGUCCCUGCGCCUUUCCUUUUCGGUUUUCCUUUCUCUAUAUUUUGGGGCGGGAGCGGGGGCUCAUAGACAAAACGUUUUCCCUUGACAUCCGCAUCCCCACUGACCCAGGGUUCCCGCGGGGCUGGUUGUGCUGCCCGGUUUCCCCUCAACUCAGCUCAGCUCGGCACCCGGGGCCCAGGGCAAGCUCAGCAGGGCUUCCCCAAAGGGCUGCGGUGCUGAAGGAAACGUCUGGGCCGCCUCUCGGGCUUCCAGCUCCAGCGCUGCCCUCCCGAGCUCAGGUGGGCCCUGCGCAAACCGCAGUCCCAUUGCCCCGACCCUCCGGCCUCGCCCUCUCCUUUGUUCCGGGUUAUGCGAGCCAGGCCGCUGAAGAAUGGUGAACGAAUGGUUGUGCUUGGCGGAGUCUGUCGCCAGACUCGGGGUUCUUAUUUCUAGCAGCUAAACUCGAUCUUCCUUUACGAAUGAUUUGCAUAUGAAAAGGAGCGACGACUUAAGGUCCUCCUAGGGCCCCCUCUGUUGCCCUAUGCUCUACAAACUUCUUCCCCCCCAAAAAAACCCUGGAACUUCCUCAGCCUUUGCCCGCUGCAUGCCCUCUCAGGCUCAACUCUUGGGGUUUCUGGCCACUGGAUCCCAGCAAGAGGUCCUAGAGGCCCCUUGCUACCCUGUAGUCUCUACCACGACUUUCUGUCCCCUCCUGCCCCAUCGCUGUUGUCCAACUAUUUAUUGACUCCAGGUCCUUCCUGAAACUAUAUUUUGUCAUAUCAAAUAAAAACAAAGAGAGAA
This is a messenger RNA of Tupaia belangeri chinensis (Chinese tree shrew), 1585 nucleotides long. It is a transcript of the gene HOXC5, whose product is annotated as homeobox C5. The transcript is spliced from 2 exons. The record is from RefSeq and is a predicted model, not a curated record. Bases 87 to 755 code for a protein of 222 amino acids. Gene Ontology annotation, cellular component: nucleus; nucleoplasm. Gene Ontology annotation, molecular function: RNA polymerase II cis-regulatory region sequence-specific DNA binding; DNA-binding transcription factor activity, RNA polymerase II-specific. NCBI's taxonomy places the organism in Eukaryota, Metazoa, Chordata, Mammalia, Scandentia, Tupaiidae. Gene Ontology annotation, biological process: anterior/posterior pattern specification; embryonic skeletal system morphogenesis; positive regulation of transcription by RNA polymerase II.